Salvia hispanica is the source of this 1817-nucleotide messenger RNA. Its product is annotated as tyrosine N-monooxygenase-like. The record is from RefSeq and is a predicted model, not a curated record. Lineage: Eukaryota; Viridiplantae; Streptophyta; Magnoliopsida; Lamiales; Lamiaceae. Gene Ontology annotation, molecular function: heme binding; monooxygenase activity; iron ion binding.
AAACAGAGAAAUGGAAACAAUAUCUAAUUUCGGCAUCACAACGUUCCUAGCAACAUGCUUACUUUCACUAAUCUUCUUCAAACUCAUAUCCAUUAAGAAAAGAUCGCCAGCGGCGCCGCCACUUCCACCAGGUCCGAGGGCCUUCCCUUUAGUUGGCAGCCUUCCGCAAAUGCUGACAAACAAGCCUGUUUCCCGAUGGAUACACAAUCUCAUGCAACAACUCAACACAGAGAUCGCCUGCAUCAAACUCGGCGGCGUCCACGUCAUCUCCGUCACUUCUCCAGAACUCUCUAGAGAGUUCUUGAAGAAGCACGACGCCGUCUUCGCCUCCAGGCCAAACGCCCUUGCUGCCCGCCUUGUCAGCGAUGGGUACCUGACGUUGGCCCUUUCGCCAUCCGGUGAUCAGUGGAAGAAAAUGAGGAGAGUUAUGGCAUCAGAGGUGCUCACCUCGGGUGUGUUCAGGCGGCUCCACGCAAAGAGAUGUGAGGAGGCCGACCAUCUCGUAAAAUAUGUCUUCAACCAGUGGAAGAAUCCAGGCAUCAAUGGGGUGGUGAACUUGAGAGAUGCAACCCAACAUUAUUGUGGCAAUGUGACUAGGAAAAUGGUGUUUGGUGAGAGGUUUUUCGGGCCGGGAAUGGAGGAUGGGGGCCCGGGAAUUGAAGAGAGAGAACAUGUGGAUGGAUUGUUCACAAUUCUUUCUUGUCUCUAUGCGUUCGGUGUUGCUGAUUUUGUACCGUGGUUGGAGGUUCUCGAUUUGGAUGGACACAAAAGGAUUGUAAGGAACGCCAUUGAGAAUGUCAGAAAGUACCAAGAUCCGGCGAUCGAUAAAAGAAUGGAAAUGUGGAAUCUAGGGCUGAAGAGUGAAGGAGAUGAUAUUCUUGAUAUUCUUAUUAACCUCAAGAACUCAGAAAACGAACCCCUCUUGUCAAUUCGAGAGAUAAAAGCUCUAAUUGUGGAAAUAAUGAUUGAGGCAGUUGACAAUCCAUCUAAUGCAGCUGAGUGGGCUAUGGCAGAGAUGAUCAAUCAACCAGACCUUCUUGCUAAGGCAUGUGAAGAGUUAGACCGUGUUGUAGGCAAGAAUAGGUUAGUCCAGGAAUCGGAUAUGCCUAAACUAAAUUAUAUCAAAGCUUGUUUGAAAGAGUCGUUCAGGUUACAUCCAUUAGCACCGUUUAAUGUCCCUCACAUUUCGAGCAAAGAUACUAUUGUGGGUGGCUACUCGAUCCCAAAGAAGAGCUAUGUGGUCCUUAGUCGACGUGGCUUGGGACGGAACCCUAGGAUUUGGGAUGAGCCUCUCAAAUUCAAGCCUGAGCGGCACAUUGUUGACGGAGGAUCUGAAGUUGUGCUUUCUGAUCAUGACUUGCGAAUCUUAUCAUUUAGUACUGGAAGGCGCGGAUGCCCUGGAAUUGUUCUUGGUUCUACCAUGAGCACCAUACUUCUCGCCAAACUUAUUCAGGGUUUUAGCUGGAGGCCACCUAUCGGUACAAACAACAUUAACUUGGCCGAGUCAUCAGGAGACGAUGGCGCAUUGGCUAAGCCUCUAAUUGCUCACGCAACACCUCGGUUGGACCUGCAAAUAUAUUCGCAACUAAUGGAAUACUAAUAUCGUAUUUAUGUGAGUUGAGUUAUACUUUCAAACUAUAUUGUAACCAUGAAACAUGAUGUAGUUAGUAAGAUGCUUUCUUUUUAAUGAAUAGGUUUUGAGGGUUUGAGUCAACUAAUUUGGGGGAUCGUGGAAGCGUUAUUUGUGAAUUUAUGUAUACGUCUUGCUAAAUGUUCAAUUAUUAAUUAUUAAUAAUAAAUCUUGCAUUGUAUCUUUA